Zychaea mexicana is the source of this 4260-nucleotide messenger RNA. RefSeq lists its product as uncharacterized. The record is from RefSeq and is a predicted model, not a curated record. Gene Ontology annotation, biological process: actin cortical patch assembly; endocytosis; endosomal transport. NCBI's taxonomy places the organism in Eukaryota, Fungi, Mucoromycota, Mucoromycetes, Mucorales, Lichtheimiaceae. The transcript is spliced from 9 exons. Bases 93 to 4085 code for a protein of 1330 amino acids. Gene Ontology annotation, molecular function: actin binding; calcium ion binding. Gene Ontology annotation, cellular component: actin cortical patch; cytoplasm; mating projection tip.
UAAUAAUCUUGCACUAACUCCAUCGCAUUUCUCUAAUAGCAGUAGUCUUUUUUAUUUUCGCUUUUUAUUCUUUCCUGUCAAAAGAAUAUACAAUGUAUACCACAAUGGGGCAAUCUGCCCCUACCAUGGGCGCAUCUAAUCCUUCCGGAGGAAUCCGCCUUAGCUUCAUUAACCCUGCCGACCAAGCAAAGUUCGAAGACCUGUUUACUCGUGCAGCAGCAUCCUCCGGAGGCAACAAUUUGCCCGCCAUGGCUGCACGCGACAUUCUUACUCGAUCGAGACUCGACAAUGACUCCCUCGCCAAAAUUUGGGAUUUGUGCUCGAUUGCGAAUGCGCCGCACUUGACGUUUCCUGAGUUCGCAGUAGCAAUGUACUUGACGUCCGAAAAGCUUAGGGGGAAGCUAGUUCCGAACGCGCUUCCACCUGCUAUCCGUGAAGAAACCGAACUGGCCAUGGCAACACUUGCAUCCAAGCAAGGUUCUACUCCAUCGACACCACAACAAAUCCAACCGCUACAUACUUCGUUCAUGCAGCCACAGCAGCCUAUGAUGACAGGCAUGCCACCGCCACAACCACAACAGUCCAUGAUGACCGGUAUGCCACCACAGCAUCAACAACAACAACAACAACAACAACAGCAACCAUUUUCCAACGCGUCGUUCCAGAACCUGAUGCACCCAUCCAAUUUGUCGGUACCGCUUCAAACGCCACUUCGCACUGGUAUUGCACCUCCAAUGCACAGCAACAACAACACACCAAGACUUGGAAACCAGGACUUUGCGAGCAAAAUGAUGCCCAAUCAAUCGGGUGGUCUGCCCAACUUCCUGGGUGGACGGUCCUCAGCAUCAGGGUUUUCAUGGAAAAUCAGUCCAGAGGAGAAGCAACGUUACCGCGAGAUUUUCCGGGCAUGGGUUGUUCCUGGAGAAGACUACAUGUCGGGCGAAGCUGCAAGAGGUGCAUUGAUGCAGUCGCAGCUUCCGGAACAGGAUCUGAUGAGAAUCUGGGGAUUGGUGGACAAGGAUAACAAUGGCAGUUUGGACGAGGACGAGUUUGCGAUUGCUAUGCAUUUGAUCUAUCGCAGAUUGAAUGGUUUUGAUAUCCCUUCGGUAUUACCCACCGAACUCGCGCCCCCAUCAAGCGUUUUGAAAAAGUUUGUCUUGGGUCGUCAAGUGAAUCGCCCAGCCCCGUCAUUUUCGCGUGAUUCACCUCAAGAACAGCAACAACAACAACGCUCUCCAGCAACUUCGCCACAGCAAGAUCGUGAUGGUGGCCAGGGUGGAUAUGUCUCCAGUGCACGUAGAAAGGGCCCUGCCAGCCGCUUUAUGUCUUCCGCCGCAGCGCGUCCAAGAAUGCAGUCGUAUGAUGAAGAAGACGAGGAUGAUUACAGAGAACAAGAGGACCCAGCAUUGGAGGAGCUGCGUCACCAAAUUGCAGAAACGAAGGUGGCAUUGGAUAGAGCGACGCGAUCUAAGGCAUCACGGCAACAGGAGUAUUCGAGCAGCCGGUACUCGACCGAGGAACUGAAAGAAAAGAUCCGCAAGACGCAGGAGGAACUUACUCGGGCAUCAAGAUCUAACCCCAAAUACUUUGAGAACCAAGAGAUUUUGCUGGAUUUGUUGGAGUCACAAAAGACUCUUCAGGACGAGAUUCAAUACCUGUGCAACCGUGACAUUCCGGUGCUAGCACGACAGCUUCGUGGCGCUACGGCCGAACUCCGUGAUACAAAGGUACGCUAUGCCCGCAAGAACGACGGGUCCCAGGAUUUCAUGGCUUUUGUCGAGCCUACAGGCCCUGGUGGCAUUGUCACCGAAAGUGAUCGUGUGCGUGCCAAGGCCAAGGCGAUGAUGGCGGCCCGCAGAGCCGGUACUUCCAGCACCAAGGAUACGCAGUUUGAAUUGCGUAAGGCUGAGCAAGAAAAAGAAGACUACGAUCGCCAAGCCGAUACGUAUGAACGUGAUAUGGAACGAGCCCGUGAUUCACUCCGUGAUCUGCGUGGCGAUUUGCGUUAUCUCAAUACGUUGGUCGAAUCGAAAACCGUUGUGAAUAAGAAGCGUUUUGACAAGGGACAUGAGCUGCCUUAUGAACUUCGACGUUUUGUUGAGCAAUUGGAACGCGACUCUGCUUUGGAUAUCGCUACUUCGCCACGAUUCACGCCUUCAACGGCUAGUUAUGGUGGUGGUGGUGGUAGCAGCUCCCACAUUAAGUCAGCCGCCAGCCCUGCUGCCAGUAACCCGUCUACAGCGUCACGGAGUAUGAGCAGCCCCAAACCAGCAGCUCCUGCUAAGCCAAGAACGGCUGAAGAAAUUAAAAAAGAGGCUGAACGACGUGUGCAAGAGCGUCUGGCUGCAUUACAAGCAAAGAGAUCCCCAUCGCGCUCGCCCAGACCUUCCGCGGCUAGCACCCCGUCACAAGCCAACGAGGAUGCGUUGGCUGCGCAGAGACGGUUACGUGAUGCAGAGCAACAAGCACAGGCCAAGAUCCGUGAAGGUGAAUCGAGACGGGAUGAAACCGAACGACAGCCUCGGGAUUAUGAGCGUGAGGCACGCGAAGCCGAAAUGCAGCGUGUACAAGCUGAACGUGAGCAAGACGAGCGACGCAUCCAGGAAGAGCGAGAUUAUGAGCAGCGAAGAAUUGAAGAAGAAAAGGAGCUUGAAGCUCGACGACAGGCAGUGCUCCAGAAGGAGGAGCAAGAUCGACUGGCCCGUCAUGCUGCUAUUCAAAAGGCCGAAGAGGAACGUGAAGAGCAACGACGACGCGAACAGGAAGCGGAAAAGAAGGCUAUGGAUCCUCCUGCUGCGCCUUCAGCAUCGAUCCCCACACCACCUCCCCCACCUCCCCCAGUUGCUCAAGAAUCAUCGAUACCACCUCCACCUCCACCUCCACCUGCACCCGAGGCACCUGCCACUGAUGCAGCCGCAGCAGCUGCUGCUGCUGCCAACAAGAUGAGCAGCAACAACCCAUUUGCUAAACUACAGGGCCAACAGCAAACAGAUAAGCAACCCGAAGAGGACAAGAAGGAAGAAGCCGCACCAGUAGUAGCAGACGAGCCAGAAAAGCAGCCAAAAUCCAAGCGAAUCAGCUAUAAUCCAUUCGCCGCCUUUUCUGCAUUUUCUGCUACCAAGGCCAAUGAUGACGAGAGCGACUCUGAUGAUGAUGACGGCUGGGACGUUGUUCAUCAUGACGAUACGGAUGACGAAAACGAAUUCCCUGCCGCAGGCAGCGCAAAGAACCUCGCUGGUAUGCUGUUUAAUGCCAUGAGCCAGCGCAAGAGUCCAAUGAUGCAGCCACGCGAAAUAGCAUCGCCUGCAGCACCAACAACUCCACCUGCACCUGCACCUCCAGCCGCUUCUGCUGCUGCUGCUGCUGCUGCUGAUGUUCCUCCUCCACCUCCUCCUCCACCAGCUGUCGGCGGUGUUCCUGCUGCACCUCCACCACCUCCCGCACCUGCUGCACCAUCAGCACCUGCUGCGCCACCAGCACCUCCUCCAUCGUCCGAUAUUCCAGAGCCAUCUACAGGACGCGGUGCUUUGCUUAGCCAGAUCCAAAUGGGUACAAAGCUACGAAAAGCGGCUACUAAUGAUCGAAGUGCUGCAUCUGUAUCUGGAAAAGUAAUUGGUGGCGGCGGCGGCGAUUCAUCUCCAGCUCCAUCCUCAGCCCCAUCACAACCACCAAUUUCUCAGCAACCGUCGUCUCCUACGCCUCCACCCGCUGCAACACCAAGCAGCAACUUCCUUGCCGAAUUACAAGCACGCACAGGCGGUGGUAGUCCUGCUCCAGCAGCAACAGAAGCAGCUCCUGCCCCCGUUGCUGCCCCUGUUGCUGCCCCCGUCGCUGAGCCUGUUCAACAACAGGCGCAAGAAGGCAAAGAAUACAUUGCACAGUGGGCAUACACUGGCCAAGGAGAUGGUGACUUAUCAUUUGAACAAGACGCUACCAUUGUCGUUCUCAAUGAUUCUGAUCCGGACUGGUGGUACGGAAGUGUGAAGGGCUCGAACGAAACAGGUUAUUUCCCUAAAGCCUAUGUUCAGGAACCAGCUGUUGUUGUUGUUGUUGUUACUACUAUUAGGUGCAGCAGCUGUUGCUGAUGCUGCCAUUUCUGCCGAACCAGCGGAUAAAGUACGAUUGCCUGCCAAGGCACUAUAUGAUUUUGAAGGACCUGCAGGACAAGAAGAUUGUUUAAGUUUUGAAGCUGGUGCGUCGUUGGUUGUUCUUGACAAAGAUUCGGACGAUUGGUGGCGAGCCGAGUUAGCAAGCACAGGC